AUGUCCCAUUAUCUCUUUGAAAAGCGUCAACCAAAUCCAACUAUGCCAUUGAGAACCAAUCUUCCCGGACAUCUCGGCUCGCGAUCAACCAACACGGCCCGUAUCGCGUCUGCCUCUGGUUCUGCCGCAGACAGACGUCACGGGCUAGCCGAGCUCGCUCGGAAUGAAGACACCCAGUACAUUGUUGGCGAUUGGAUGUCAGAGUAUAACAUGGCGCUCAGAGGCGGCGGGAAAGCCGACGAUCCGAACAACUCGUCCGAGUUUGAGCCCUCGUUUCUCGAGGCAGUCGAACCUGCGCUGGCUUACCUUGAUGCCAGGCGCAUCAAACUCGCAGUCAACGCAGGCGCGAGUGACACGAAGAAGUUGCACGACCUUCUUGUUGACAUGGUCAGAGAGAAAGGCCUCAAGCUCAAGAUCGCCUGGAUCGAAGGGGAUGAGGUGAUUGAUGUUGUUCGAAAGGGGCUGAGCAGCGGAGAGGGCUUCACGAACUUGACAACAGGUGAGAACAUCAAGGAUUGGCCAUUCGAGCCGAUCUAUGCCCAGGCUUACCUGGGCUGCUGGGGGAUUGUCGAAGCCUUCAAGCAAGGAGCUCACAUUGUCGUGUGUGGCCGCGUGGCCGACGCGUCCCCUACAAUUGCUUGUGCGGCCUAUCAUUUCAACUGGCGGCGGAACGACUAUUCGCAACUUGCCCACGCGCUCGUCGCGGGACACUUGAUUGAGUGCACCACAUACGUCACUGGCGGCAACUUCUCAGGGUUCAAGAGUCUCGCCGGCACAUCCGUUGACAUUGGCUUCCCCAUAGCCGAAGUCGAAGCGAAUGGGGAGUUUUGUGUCUACAGGCAAGCUCAAAAGGGCGGCAUGGUGACUGUCGAGACAUGUAAAGCCCAGCUACUGUACGAAAUCCAAGGGCCCUACUACUACAACUCUGACGUUGUGGCCGUCCUUGACAACAUUAGGAUGUCACAAGUGGGCGAGAACAGAGUACGGGUCUUUAAUGUCGGUAAUAUCAAACCGCCACCGACGACCAAAGUAGGUAUCACUGCCAAGGGCGGAUACCAAGCGGAAGCACAUUACUUUCUCUGCGGUCUCGACAUAGCAGAAAAGGCGGCUCUCUUCGAGCGACAGCUUCGGCACGUACUGGACGAGGCGUCGUUUUCUUGCCUCAAAUUCCGGACAAACGGCUCAUGUCCAGAGAAUCCUUCCAACCAGGACGCGGCAACGGUCGACCUGCGCAUCUUCGCCCAGGCGCGCGACCAAGAGGCUCUAUCGCCGUUGAGGUUCCUGAAACCCAUCGUGGAUAACAUCAUGCAAAGCUACCCCGGCGCGACGUUCCACCUGGACACGCGGCAGGCCUUCGCCAAGGAGUACUACGAGUACUGGGUCAGCAUCAUCCCGCAGAGCGCGGCGAGGCAUGUGUGUCACCUCCCAUGGAAGGCUGGGCGGGUCGAGAUCGAGCCGCCGGCGGAUACGGUCGAGUUCUUGUACGAGCAGCCGACGUACGAGACCGAGAGCCCCGUCAACCUCUCGUCCCUGGGACCGGCAUCGACGGCGCCGCUUGGGUAUGUCGUACACGCGAGGUCUGGUGACAAGGGCUCGGAUAGCAACGUCGGGUUCUUCGUGCGGAACGCGGACGAGUGGGACUGGCUGAGAUCGUUGUUGACCGUCAGCAAGAUCCGAGAGCUGCUGGGAGAGGAUGAUAAGGGGAAGCCGAUCUUUCGAUUCGAGCUUCCACAUCUUUUCGCUGUGCAUUUUCUUCUCAAGGAUCACCUGGAUCGCGGCGUCACCGCCAGCUCGUCGUACGACUUCCUCAGCAAGAACCUAGCGGAAUAUCUGCGAUGCAAGCACGUCUCCGUUCCGGAUCGGUACUUGGCUCGUGGCAGGAUCUGA
Molecule: messenger RNA, 1887 nt
Organism: Colletotrichum higginsianum IMI 349063
Lineage: Eukaryota; Fungi; Ascomycota; Sordariomycetes; Glomerellales; Glomerellaceae
Product: Duf1446 domain-containing protein
Exons: 4
Coding region: 1-1887 (628 amino acids)
Source: RefSeq, a predicted model, not a curated record